Gongylonema pulchrum is the source of this 1371-nucleotide messenger RNA. NCBI's taxonomy places the organism in Eukaryota, Metazoa, Nematoda, Chromadorea, Rhabditida, Gongylonematidae. The record is from the annotation of a GenBank genome assembly.
GUUUUGGACACCUCACAGGAAAAUAAAGAAAGUGUGAAGGAAGCGCAGCGGCCCGAUAAUGCGAAUAUCAGUUCAUCUGAAUUGGAGAAAAUUGCCGGUGAUAGCAUGGAGACUGAGCAGAAUGAUGCUGCUAAAAGCGAGCAGGCAAAAAUUGCUAGUGAUAGCAUGGAGACUGAGCAGAAUGAUGCUGCUAAAAGCGAGCAGGCAGUGGAAGCUGGAACAGAUGGAACUGGCCAGAAUGGUGCCAAAAAAGAGCAGGCAAUGGAUGUGGGAACUGAUGAAACUGACCACAAUGGUACUAAUAAAGAGCAGGCAGUGAAAGUGGGCGAAGAUGAAGCUGACCAGGAUUUUGCUGACAAUGAGGAAGUAGUGGAGGAGGCGAGAACUGAUGAAAACGAUGAAAAAGAAGCAACUGUGGAAGGAGCGGAAGUGGAACACGAAGAAAAUGAGGCGGCCCGGGAUGGAAAUGCCGUUGAGGAGCUCAAAAACGAACCAGUGAAAAAAACCGAACAGGAUGACACCGUCAAUGAAGAGGAGGAGGAGGAGGGGGCAAAGGAUGAGAACGCAGAUGAUGAGGAAGACAGUGAAGAUGACGGUGCCGAUGAGGAAAGCAGUGAUGUGGAGUACUUAGAACGAGCAUGGGAAACCCUAGAAAUUGCGCGGGCCAUAUGUGACAGACAUUUGGAUGAGCCGGGUUGGAAAGAGAAGAAAGUGGAUGUGCUGCUUGAAUUGGUGAAUUGCUCAGUUGAUGCGGAGAAUUAUCAGCUGGCAACGAAAGAUAUUGAUGCAUGCAUUGCACUAAUGCAAAGCAUUUUCGAACCGAACGAUCGCAAUUUGGCACACGCUUAUUUCAUGAAAGGAUAUGUCUUCAGUUUUACCAACGAUUUUGCAAAUGCAGUCAAAAUGUUUGAAAAAUCAAAGGAAUUGCUGGAGUCGAAAUUGAGUGAGUUUUAUGAAUUAUUUCAACUUCUUUUUUUUGCUCUGGCAAAUGUAAUUACGUCCCAAUGCCCAGAACUACUUUACAUAAUUGACCAUUCGCCUUCCUCCAAAUUUUUGAGACCCCUUCGGACGAUCGUCAGCAAAUCACAAAUGAAAACGAAGGUAUCGGACGGAGCCGAAGAGGAGAAUGCAAAGGAAAUCGAUGAAAUUGAAAAACUACUGCCAGAUAUUCAAGCGAAAAUUGUUGAUAGCUUGGAAAGUGCAAAAGUUUUGGCCAAGGUAGAACUUUCAUUUUUUUUUUUUUGGAUUUUCAUUGCUGCUGGGCGUAAUUUCCUGCACAAAUCUGCUGCUCGCAAGCCCCUGCGACAUAAUUUGUUUGGUGAUGAUUUGUUUCAUGCCUUUCCCCGUCUUCUUUUUUGCGUCGGAUCAUAA